This is a messenger RNA of Malassezia pachydermatis, 876 nucleotides long. RefSeq names its product mrt4-mrna turnover 4. The record is from RefSeq and is a predicted model, not a curated record. Gene Ontology annotation, biological process: ribosomal large subunit biogenesis; ribosomal large subunit assembly; rRNA processing. Gene Ontology annotation, molecular function: RNA binding. Gene Ontology annotation, cellular component: preribosome, large subunit precursor; nucleolus. NCBI's taxonomy places the organism in Eukaryota, Fungi, Basidiomycota, Malasseziomycetes, Malasseziales, Malasseziaceae. The transcript has a single exon. Bases 1 to 876 code for a protein of 291 amino acids.
AUGGCGCGAACGAAGCGAGCCAAGGUGGUCUCGCUUACGCAGACCAAGGCAAAGACACGGGACCACAAGGAGAACCUUAUGAAUGCUGUGCGCGAUGCCGCAAACGAAUACAACUAUAUUUGGAUCUUUGCCGUGAGCAAUAUGCGCAACACAUACCUGAGCGAAGUGCGUUCGCUGUGGAAGGGCUCCAAGAUCUUCUUCGGUAAGCUCCGUGUCAUUGCUCGUGCUCUGGGAGAGACGCCGGAAGAGGAGAUCCGACCCGGCCUCGGUAAGAUUGCACAGCGUUUGCGCGGCAACGUCGGCUUGCUCAUGACCGACUCGCCGCCAGCGGAAGUGUUGGAUUGGUGCAGUGACUAUCGCCGUCUAGACUACGCACGCAUGGGUAGUCGUGCGACGGAGACGAUUGUCAUGCCGGCUGGUCCUGUGGAAUGUCGGACAAACCCGCCCGAGACUCUGCCGCAUAACAUGGAGCCACAGCUGCGUGCUUUGGGUAUGCCGACGCAGCUGAAGCGCGGCGUGCCCACACUCCUGGAGGAGUUCAGUGUGUGCAAGAAGGGGGAGAAACUUACGGCGGAGAAGGCCCAGAUUCUUAAGCACCUCCUCGUGCAAAUGGCACACUUCCGCCUCAUUCCUCUUGUGUACUGGUCGGCUGUGGGUGCCGCGGGCGAUGAGGGCGAAGGUGCUGUCAUCGAGGUGCCACUGACAGAAGAAGACCGUAUACUGGUUGAUUCUUCGAACGCCAACCUGAAGCCAAAGGGUGGACGUGUCUCCCACGACAUGGAUGAUGACGAGGAAAUGGACGAUGAGCCCAGCGAAUUGGAUGUGAUUGAGGCUCGUGACCAAGCCAUGAUGCUCCCAGAGGGCAUGAAGCUGUAG